GCUAAAGACUCAGACUUGCGCUUCAAUUUCAAGAUUCAUGAGCUCUGCUCUGAUUCUGAGAGAAAACGUUUCAAACCCCGCAGCAUUGCAAGGUUUCCACUCCUCUGAUGUUUCUCCUCUGUUGGAUGCCUUGGAUGCUGCUUGGAUGGCAGAAUCAUUAGUACUCAAAGACCAACAGUUCUGCUUGAUGAAGACUGCAGCGCCAGCUCUUUGAACCGUCUUGUUGAAGUCUGCUGGCUUCCGAAGUCUGCCAAAGAUUACCCUCAUCUCUUGACCUGUAUCCGUUGAGCUUUCUUCAAUAACCUGCUCUCGUACAGCCUUCACAGCAAAGUGUCCGUAAAGUAGUGUCAAUCAUCAGAGGCUUGCUGUAAGAAGGCUCUUACAAGAGUCAGCAAGCAAAGGAGGCCUGCAACUGGGAUGUUUUUGAAAGGAAGGUUCUCUUGAUAACUGCGUGCUCAGACGAACCUUCAUAUUUUGCACCUAAGCUGACUGGAACCAGCCUUAGACUCUGUUUGAGUCCAACAAAAUGGUUGCGAAGCGAAGGAGAGGUUUGAAGCAGGACAUUUGUUGGUUGGAAACUGGGAGAGAGAACCUAUGCUUGCCAGCAAUGACACUGAAAGGGGGGACUGCACUUCAGGUGCUUUUGUUGUGCGUUGCUUUUUGGGGCGCUUUGGUCAGAGCGACUCCAGUAGAGCGGUGCAGUGGAGACAGCGGGGCUCAGCUAUUUGCAGAGGUUGGAGGGAUUGACAGGGACUCGCAAGUGUCGCACAGCCCUCCCACAGGGCUCUCCGUCUGCUCGAACCACAGCAGUCCAGAUUUUUUGGCAAAUAGCUGCCCUUAUGAUGCGAGCGCAAAUGCAGAGGGAGGAAAAGUAAUGCAGAAUCCCAAAAGGAGUGAUUCAUUAGAUGAGGGCGCCUUGCCGCAGGAGGAGAGCAGAAUGAUCGUAGGAGAGGCGAUUCGAGAACUGGGCGACGGCCGAUGGGGCAAGGUCUACGAGGCUGAGGUCAGCGGAGUUGGGCGAGCCGCCGUGAAGCUCCUGAGUGACGCCAUGAUAGAGAUGGAAAAUGAUCUCGAGAUGAGCUACCAAGACUUUCGGACUGAGGCCGAGCUCCAGCAGCGGUGUCAACAUCCGAACGUCGUCAAAGUGUUUGGGCUGGCCCCGUUCCCCUCGUGGGGAAACGCCACGUCACGCAGCUGGGGCCGUCCCGACGGUGCAGUCGUCAUGGAGUUCAUAAUAGACGCGCAAGAGUUGAAGGAUAUGUUGGAGCAACUGAGCGAAAGCGACGGCGGAAUUCCGCUCGACUUCCGGGUGAGCUGCGCGCUGGACGUGGCACGUGGCCUGGCGCACGUGCACGCGCAGGGGGUCAUCCACUUCGACGUCAAACCGGAAAACAUUCUGGUGGACCGGCGAGGCAGCUGCAGGUUGAGCGACUUCGGAGUGGCGUGGGAUCCCAAGGGGGCGCCCAUACGCUAUAAGGGCAGGGGAAGCAUAGCGUAUAUGGCCCCGGAGCUCAUGCUCAGCAAUAAGCCGGCGAACACCAAGGUGGACGUGUACUCUUUUGGAAUCCUCAUGUGGAAGCUGCUGAUCGGGACGGACCCUCACGACGGGAUGGACUAUGAAGAGAUCAAAGCCACCGUCCAGAGGAAGGAGCGGCCGCCAAUCGACGCCGCGUGGGCACGGCGCGAGCCCGCAUGGCACGAGCUGAUGACGCAGUGCUGGCGUCAGCCGCCUCAUGCGCGGCCGGCCAUGUCGUGGGUCGUUAAGUCCCUGGAGAAGAUGCUGGAAUGAACAUUUUCUGAAAGAAGUUCCGCUCGGAAAGAGUGGUGUCGUUGAGGAGUUCGCCAGUAGAGAUGCCUAGCUCUCUAUGCAGGGCGGACCUUUGCGCUGGCCUCGUGUUGUAAAGAACUUUAGCAAGACAUUAAAAGUAUUGUCAAUGGGGUAUGCCAAGGUCAGAAAACAUGGUUGGUGACACCCGGAAAAGCGAUUGGAGGACGUGACAAGGGCCGGGUUAGCUGAUUGUGUCGGCCAGGCAAGAGACGUCAUCAAAAUACCCUCCAGCAUUUGUUGAUGAUAUAUGUUAGCAGGAACUUGAGACUGAGUAACGGUCCGACUGAACCGACGGUCGUGCAGUCAGUAACAGGCUGGGGCGCAGCAAAGC
Klebsormidium nitens is the source of this 2159-nucleotide messenger RNA. NCBI's taxonomy places the organism in Eukaryota, Viridiplantae, Streptophyta, Klebsormidiophyceae, Klebsormidiales, Klebsormidiaceae. The record is from the annotation of a GenBank genome assembly.